UCAAGAUGGCGGACGAAAUGUUAAAAWGAAUAGCUGGAUAAGUUUUGUUAGAAAACACUACUUUUGACAAUUMAAAACUGGACAGGUUUGUCCUGAAGUGAUCGAUUUUAAGAUGGCGGACUACGAAGAGGAUCARCGCAACGAGAUCGAGGCAAUAGAAUCGAUAUAUCCUGAAGAAUUUACAAGUAUUUCUGAAGAAAAACCYUUUUCAUUUAAAAUUAACCUCAAAACGACAAAAGAAAAGACAGAWGAUUAUCCAGAAAUCACAGUUAGUAUCGAUAUACAGUUUACAUUGGUCGAGACAUACCCUGAUGAAGUUCCUCUAAUAGAAGUCUCAGCCCUGGAAGGGAUUAAUGAUGAAGAGGCUCAGGAAAUUGAACAACAGUCAUUGAAAGAGGCUGAAGAAAACCUAGGAAUGGUGAUGGUAUUCACAUUAGUGUCCUCAGCUCAAGAAAAAAUCGAAGAAUUUGCAGAAAACAUAAAAAAGAAAAUAUUAGACGAGAAACGUAGGAGAGAAAAAGAAGAAGAGGAAAGAGAGAACAAAAAAUUCACUGGAACUCCUGUCACAAAAGAAAACUUCUUAGCUUGGAGGGAGAAAUUUAAUGCAGAUGUUGCUGAAAGACGGAGGCAAAAUCAAAAUGUUGUUUUAAUACCAAAGUCAAAAAGAACAG
Molecule: messenger RNA, 671 nt
Organism: Exaiptasia diaphana
Lineage: Eukaryota; Metazoa; Cnidaria; Anthozoa; Actiniaria; Aiptasiidae
Product: RWD domain-containing protein 1
Biological process (GO): cytoplasmic translation
Molecular function (GO): protein binding
Source: RefSeq, a predicted model, not a curated record